GUCUCGCACCAAUCAGCUCUCUCGCACACCCAUAGCUCUCACCAACACCAACACCAACCCAAAGAUGAGCACGCCCGGGUCCCUCACCAGCGGCGAAGACGUCAUCAUCCAGCAGCAAGCCGACGGCUCGUGGAAGGAGUUCGACGGCAUGAACGCGGGCCACCUGUUCGGGCCCGGCGCUAGGCCGUCGUUUAUUGUCCGUAAGUACGCCCUCAAUGGAGGGACGGGCGUCGAUGCGUUCAGAGUGCGGCUCUCUCUUUCUCUCUCCCCUUCUCUCUAUGAUAGACAUCUGUGAUACCUGGUACUGCACUUCGCGAAGGGGGCAGAGCGGCUGACCGCACCGCAACGGUAGGAGUUCUGCGAGUGGAUGAGCACCCGCAGCAGCAGCAGUGGCGGGCAGAAGCCCGAAGAACAGCUGUCUAGCAGCUCGACCAGCAGCAGCGCCAACCCACCUUCGCCUUCACCUUCGCAGCGGUACAAGCUGAUCUUCUACACGCCGACCUCAGCGCUCGAGCGGGUGAAGACCGCCAUCUUCGCGGCCGGCGGGGGAACAUACGCGGGCGAGGCGUACACCAGCUGCAGCUUCGAGAGCACGGGGACGGGGCAGUUCCUUCCGAUCGCGGAGCGGGGCGCAAACCCCACCAUUGGCAAGCGGGAGCCCGGCGAGGAGAAUUACCGCCUCGAGAGGGUCUACGAGGUCAGGUGCGAGAUCAUGUGCAUAGGCGAUGAGACUACGAGGGGGGCUGUUGAGGCUUUGAAAAGAACACAUCCGUAUGAAGUCCCCGCGUACGAGGUCUACAGGAUGGAGGACUUUUGAGCUGGUGCGUGCGUGCGAGGAGGCGGUGCUGGGUGGUGGUGGUGGUGGUGGUGGUGGUGGUG
Molecule: messenger RNA, 879 nt
Organism: Tricharina praecox
Lineage: Eukaryota; Fungi; Ascomycota; Pezizomycetes; Pezizales; Pyronemataceae
Exons: 2
Coding region: 368-817 (149 amino acids)
Source: RefSeq, a predicted model, not a curated record